CGCGCCACCAGACCGGACAGACACCGAGCGGACCGUCCCGACCUGCUGCUGCUGCUGCUGCUGCUGCCAAUGGCUUCCUUCAUCUCCUCCCUCCUCCUCCUCAUCGUCGCCACCCUGACCUUCGUCCCCACUGUCCUCGUCCUUGUUGCUGUCUCCAUGGCAACGCCGGCUGUCAGUCAGUCAGUCGAUGAGCUGCCAGACCCCUCCUGUAAUGAUUGGGGUGAGUCCAGUAGGGGAGCAGUCUCAGUCCUGGACGGUGAGGUCAGCUGGCUCUCUUGUCCUCUUUUCUCUCAUCCCUCCGUCUAUAACUACUCCUCCACUCAGAGCGCCGGACACAACCUGUUCUGGUACCGCCUCCUGGACGGCCACGACCUGGAGCAGCCAAUCACGUACAGCUCGAGACUCAGUAAAGACCGAGAGAGACUCUGGCUGCAGCCGGCUGCUACCGCCGAUACAGGACAGUAUAUCUGUAUGCUGAGGAACAGGACGUCCUGCAGUAAGAUCUCGAUGCGUCUGAAGGUGCUGCGACCCAACGAGACGACGCAGACGGGCGAAGGCUGCGAGCCGCCGGUUGCCGUGGCGCCCAUCCAGACGUACAUCCCUCUGCAGAGCGGGAAGAUACUCGACUGUCCAGACGUGAAGGACGGAGAGAAGAUGGCAGAAAACAAGAUGAACGAGAGCACGAUGAAGGUCACCUGGUACCAUGAGUGCAGACCCUACCCGUUCUGGAGCAGUGAUCGUGAGCUGAAAGGUUUGAGUCUUCAGUUCCACAUCAUGUACAACAUCUACGAGGGUUUGUAUUACUGCGUGGUUCAGUACGAGUGGAGAGGACGCAAGCUGCACUUCACCCGGAGCAUCAACGUCACCGCUAGACAACCGACUAAUUUACCCAAAAUGCCGAGCAUCCUGCACCCGACCAAGGAGCAGGUCGUCUCCGUCAAACAGAACACAGAUGUGCGUCUGAGGUGCAGAGGACUCUUCCCCUUCCUGGACUCACCGUGGGAGAUCUGGUGGACGGUGGACGGGAAGACGACGGAGCAGCUGGCCGAUCCUCGAUUCUCCCAAACCAACGAGUUUGUGAAAGACGACCAUGGAGACCGGACGGAGGACAGGAUACUGCUGAUCAAAGACUUCCAGUCAGAAGACCUGAAGAGGAAGUACAACUGCUCCGUGAAGAACGCCGUCGGCUUCGAGACCCGUCAGGCUCAGCUGGAAGAGGAAGUGUCUCUGCCGGCGAUGGAGCUGGGCUUUGGUCUCGGUGUCACUCUGCUCCUCAUGCUUCUGCUCUUCAUCAUUUAUCACGUCUUCUGGUUGGAACUGCUGCUGCUCUACAGAUCCUGGUUCGGUACCGACGAGAGACACACAGAUGAUAAGGAGUACGACGUCUACAUCUCGUACGCCAGGAACAGUGAGGAGGAACAGUUCGUUCUGUCGACUCUUCGCAGAGUUCUGGAGAACGAGCUCGGAUACUCAGUGUGUAUCUUUGAUAGAGACAGUCUGCCUGGAGGGACCAUCACAGACGAGACUCUGAGUUUUGUGUCUCGUAGCCGGCGCCUCCUGGUGGUGGUUAGCCCCGGCUACGCCUCCCAGGGUUCCCAGGCCCUGCUGGAGCUGAAGGCCGGCAUCGAUGGCAUGGCGCUGGGUGGACACCUGCGGGUGAUCCUGGUCCAGUACAAGCCGAUCCGGAGGAAGGUUUGGGUCAGAGAGCUGAGGAGGGCUCGCGUGGCCCUGGCGCUGGUCCGAUGGCAGGGAGACAAGUCCCAGGAGCUGACGUCCCGCUUCUGGAAGAGGCUGAGGGUGGAGUUACCUGUGAGGAGGGUUGGCAGCGGGGAGGAGGGGAGCGGGAAGGAGGGGGCCCUGAUGAGGAUGUUGAGUCAGAACAGCACCAACUCCCAGACGGGCCUCAUCACCAACACGGUCAAAGAGCCGCAGAAAGUCUUCAACUCUGCAUCAUAGACGAGUCGGAGGUCUGCAGCAGCAUUUCACUGAGAACAGUCACAGCUUAGCUUUGACACGUUAACAAGACACGACAGCGUUACUUCUUCAUGACCGAGACCUGGAGCUGCGACAGACCAAAGAUCUGUGAGACAGCUCGGACAGGAAGUCACACUUUUUACUUUUAUUCUUGGAAAGGUUUUCUUGGUCAUAAUGAGGGUUCAGGUUCCUUCUCUUCACUUCAGUUUCUACCUCUGGCUAAUUUUUAAAGCCAGUUUCAGUGUUUGUCUUUAAGACUCAGUCACGCUUUUUAGUGCCUUAUGAAAACAAUCAGUAUGUAUUAAUGUGUUCUGGUGACACAAACAGUAUUAAAAAAAGGUUGUAUAGAAAAUACCAAGAUUUAAAUUUGGUAAUAAGAGCUGCAACUAACUAUUAUUUUCAUCAUUGAAUAAUGUGCCAAUUUUAAUUAUUUUAUCAAUUAAAUGUUAAACAUGGUGAAAGAAAUGUCAUUCACAGUUUCUCAGGACCCAGAACGAUGUUUUUAACCGGCUCUAAACCUUCAGUUAUUCAAUCUUCUGUCAUAUAUGACGAAGAAAACAGAAAAACAUCACAUGUGAGUCGCUGGAACCAACAAACAUUUGGCAUUUUUAGUAGAAAUAUACUAAAUAAUCAAUCGCCAUGAGCAAAUUAUAGCCUGAAGUCAUUUCAGUUAAUUAGUUAGCACUUCUGCCCCCUACAGGUUGUAGUGUACAUUGCAGCCACAGCAGCUUCC
Molecule: messenger RNA, 2707 nt
Organism: Scomber japonicus (chub mackerel)
Lineage: Eukaryota; Metazoa; Chordata; Actinopteri; Scombriformes; Scombridae
Product: interleukin-1 receptor accessory protein
Exons: 12
Coding region: 70-1956 (628 amino acids)
Biological process (GO): signal transduction
Source: RefSeq, a predicted model, not a curated record